AUGGAGGAACUUACCUCAACUGUGAAAAGUCUCACUGAGCUCCUGCUGCAAAAGCAGCUAACAGAUUAUGAUGAAGUGAUAGAGAAGCUCUUCUCUGAAGUCCCUGGACUUGAGGCUAUGCCCAAAAUACCAGAUCCGCAGCUGGAGGAGUGUGCCAUCAAGCUGUGGAACUGGGGAGUUACUAAGAAUGUGGGUGUCACAAUAAGUACAGUUCAAAAAGCCCAAGUGCGUCAUGUUGCAUGCAGUCUGUUGUACUGCUGUGAGCCUGAGAACCCAACAGAGGGCACCAUUCGCAAGCAGAUUCUGGUAAGCAGUACGAUGGCCUGCAAAACAGGGAGAACCUGGCUGGACUGCAAAAAUCCCCAGAUGGCAGAUAAAUACUUAAGCCUUGCUGUCAAGAGCCUUGAAAUCCUCUACAGCCAACUGAUUUCCAGAGGCAAUGGCACAGCUGACAUUAGUUCAUCCAAGGAGGAUGUGGAGAAGGAUCUACUUCGAAUUCUCUCAUACCAAGCAGAAUCGGCCAUAACUCAAGGCAAUAACAAAGAGGCUGUGGCCUACAUUCAGCGUUGUAAAGACAUGUUGCUGCGACUACCAAAGGAUACUGCGUACCUCUCCCUAAUGUGCUACAACUUUGGAAUAGAUGCUUACAAUGUGAGGAAGUAUGAAGACAGUGCUUUUUGGUUGAGUCAAAGCUAUGAUAUCGGGAAAAUGAAUAUGAAAUAUGGCCCCGGAUCUGAAGUUUUGGCCAAGGCUUUGCGGCUCCUCGCCACUGUUUAUUUGGAGUGGGACUGUGAGAAGUUUGCAGAGAAGGCGCUCAAUGCUGUUAGCUUAGCAAACAAGGAAUGCGUGAGCACAUAUGGACUGUACUUAAAGAUCAAAAUACUCCUGAGAUGUGAGUCAUCAGACAGUGACUUCAGAGCAGGACUUCAUGAGAUGCUGGAAUCAGAAGUUUCUCUUGAGCUGUGCCUAAGCACAGUGAAACUACUAAUCUCUGAAGAGAGAGAAGCGCUGGCUUUUGAGUAUUUGAAAAGUGUGUGUCAGCACUUUGAGACAUCCCCUGACCUGGGAACUGCUCUUGUCUUGCACAUUGAGCUGCUGCUGCAGAGAGGCAAAGAGCUGCUGGGCAAACAGAAGAUUGAGGAUAUUAUCACUGGCCACUGUACAGGCAAACAGCUGACCCCACAGGCCCUUACAAGUCUCCAUGUCUUGCUGUGGGAUAAAGCAUCCAAGUACUUUGAGGCUGGAAGCUAUUCUGAGGCUCUUCAGUGGUAUAACUACUCCUUAAGUCUCUUCAAGGGAGGUCAAAUGGAGCCCAACUUAGCCAAACUGCAAAGAAACAGAGCUUCCUGCUUCCUAAAACUUAAGCAACUGGAAAAGGCCAAAGAAGCAAUUAAGGAAGCACAGAGAUGUGAUCCAGACAACAUUUUUACUCAGUUUAGCGUAUACAAGGUGGCUGUGCAGGAGAAUGAGGCAGAGAAAGCCUCAGGUGCAUUGCAUGCAAUGGGACGUCUGUCCAAGAAUCCUGUAGCCUGUGAGGACAGACUGCUGGUGUCGGAGGAUGCUGCUUCCAAUCUCCUGAGUCUGGCUGCUCAGAUUGCUUUGGAGAAUGGACAACAGGAAACCGCCAUGAAAGCACUGGAGAUUUUGUGUGAACACUCCAAAGAUCAAGCACAGGUUCUGGUUGCUCUGAGGUGUUUGGUUCGGCUUGUUCUCUCCACAAUAGAAAAAUUGAGUGAUAAAAUAAGUGAUGUAAGUCUGGAUGUCUUGCUGCCACAUCUAAAAAAGGCUCUGCAGACAAUUUCACACCCCUCUCACAUGACUGUCGAUCAACGCACAGAGGAAGCUAACUGGUUCAGAAAGAUUGCUUGGAACUUGGCUUUGCAGUGCGAGAGCAGCCCUGACAAAAUGAGAGAUUUCUUUGUGCUCUCUUAUCAGUUCUCCCAGCUGUGCCCACCUGAUCGCACUCUACUCAUGGGCCAGAGGACAUGUCUGCUAAUGGCUGCUGCUGCUUCUUUGGAGCUCGGCAGGAAGUCUUCUCACCCUACCCAGGAGUUCACUCAGGCUCUGGAGCACAUUCAGAUCUGUUCAGAGGUGUGGAAAACCCUGAAAGCAUCAGGAAGCUUUCCGAUGGACCCGACAGACUCUCUACUACUGCUGUAUGAGUUUGAAGCUCGUGCUAAACUGAAUGAUCCCAUGGUUGAGGCAAUACUGGAGUCUGUGUUGGAGCUUGAAAAUGUUGAACCCAAAAUGUUAGAGACCAUGGCAGCCUUGGCAAUGGAGCCUCCAGCCUAUUUCCCACUGCUGUGCAAGAAGGCCUUGAGGGUUGCUCUCUUUCUGCACAAGAAACAACCACAGGCUGACCUGGCGCACUGCAGCAAGUGUGUUCACAGCCUUAUCAAGCUGUCCCUCCCAAGUGGCGUGUCAGAGGUGGAGGCCCAUGUGCUCAAGGAGGUGUGGAACUACUACGAGGAGGCCCUGUCCAUCAUUGCAGCCGCACCGGACGACUUCCCAGAGAUGGAGACCUUGUGGUUGCUGACUCAGGCUUGGAACACUGGGAUUUUGCUGUACAGCUUGGCUCAAUACCCCGAAGCUGAGAAGUGGUGUGGCCUGGCCAUGAGCUUCGUCCGCCACCUGGGAUCUCUACAGGAGAGCUAUGAGACACAGAUGUCUGGUCUCUACAGCAAAAUCCUGGACAGAUUGGACAAAGCAAAGAAAAAUGUCAGCAUGAAAGAAUAGACAAACAGGUAUAGGUCAGCUGUCGGGAGCCUGGUGCACGCCUGUUCUUCGGGGAAACCUACGUUUAUUCAGUUCAGUUUUCAACACCCUAACGUUCUCAAUGUUAUGAGAAACAUUUACCAGAAAUUCCAGUUUGGUAUGUUCUUUUAAAUUAUUUUAACUGUGGUGUAUUCUGGUAGACUAGUACAUUCAUUUCUGGUCUGAUUCUUACCUGAACAUUUGUUCUAAGCUCCUAUCCAUUUAUACUUUUCCGACAG
Molecule: messenger RNA, 2993 nt
Organism: Pelmatolapia mariae (spotted tilapia)
Lineage: Eukaryota; Metazoa; Chordata; Actinopteri; Cichliformes; Cichlidae
Gene: tex11
Product: testis expressed 11
Exons: 29
Coding region: 1-2736 (911 amino acids)
Biological process (GO): meiotic cell cycle
Molecular function (GO): protein binding
Source: RefSeq, a predicted model, not a curated record